Messenger RNA from Pyricularia oryzae 70-15, 234 nucleotides. RefSeq lists its product as uncharacterized. The transcript has 2 exons. The coding region runs from base 1 to 234 and encodes 77 amino acids. NCBI's taxonomy places the organism in Eukaryota, Fungi, Ascomycota, Sordariomycetes, Magnaporthales, Pyriculariaceae. The record is from RefSeq and is a predicted model, not a curated record.
AUGCUUCCUUGCCAGCUCCUCAUCGCCCUCCUGGUCCCCCUCGGCGUUUCCGCCGUGCCUACCAAAGACGCCGUGCUGUUUUCCAACCUCAUGCCUCGCCAGGACGGAAAGGCCUGCGACGGUGGCAGUGCCAAAAUCUGCUGCCAGUCGGUCCAGGCCUGCAUGGAUGCUUGCCAUGACGAGAGGAAGCAGUUCGCGGCCUGCGACAACAAUGCCAACUGUAUUUGUCAAUGA